This is a messenger RNA of Danio aesculapii, 3864 nucleotides long. It is a transcript of the gene ttll4, whose product is annotated as tubulin tyrosine ligase-like family, member 4. The coding region runs from base 153 to 3365 and encodes 1070 amino acids. The transcript has 19 exons. Gene Ontology annotation, biological process: protein polyglutamylation; microtubule cytoskeleton organization. NCBI's taxonomy places the organism in Eukaryota, Metazoa, Chordata, Actinopteri, Cypriniformes, Danionidae. Gene Ontology annotation, cellular component: cilium. Gene Ontology annotation, molecular function: tubulin-glutamic acid ligase activity; tubulin binding. The record is from RefSeq and is a predicted model, not a curated record.
CAGGCAGCGGCGCAGGCAGCAGCACGAGGGAAAACGGCACGAGGCGCGAGACAUUACCCUGUCAUCCCGAGCCGCCGUGGCCCUUCUACCCUUUGCUUCUUCACUUAUGUGUGUGCCUGAGCCCAUGCCAGGGGGGUGUGAGAUGGCAAUUGAUGGCCUCCAGUGGAGCUGAAGACGUAAGGAAUGGGGCAUCCCAGCCAGCCCUCAUCGUCCAAGCCAAGUCUGCUGUAGUCCAUUUGCCCAAUGCACGAGGCGGCCUCAUCGCUGAAAGAAAGAGAUCGCAGAGCAGCUCGGGUGAUUCAGUGCCUCACCCUAAUGUGAGAGUGCUGUACGAUCAGCCCUACUGUAUCUCAGGGACCCCCACACAACGUGCCUAUCCACACGUGCCUACAGUAAGAGUCAACCGCGCACAGAGUACAAGUGCAGCUUCACUUAAUAGUGCUACCAAUGGUUUAAGGGCGCAAAGCGUUUUGUCCAAGAGCUUGCCACAUAUUAACACUACUCCCGCUGCAUGCCAUCGUCAAUCCCACUGGAAACUUGAAUCGCUUCGGUUCAAGUCCGGGCUGUUAGGAAAAAGGGCCUUUUCGCCUCAGUUGUCCGUUUGUCCUGCCUGUCCCUCCCCACCGAAGUCGUCUUCUCAAAGGGGCGUAAUUGAGAAAGUCAUGCCUACUAAUCAGUCUUUGCCUUGGUCGAGUAACAAGCUCAGGAAUAACAGCAAUGGAGUAGUGCGGCCCCCAAAUGCCAAAAUGCCAACAUUCUCCAAACAAGAGAUGCGCAGUCCUGCCAAUGUCAUGUCUAGCUGUAAUGGGACAUUUUCACGUGGCCUCAAAGUAGAUGCAAGGAAGCCUCUUCAAUUGAGCGUGCCUUUAAAAGACAUUAGCACAGAUGUGAUUUUGAACCACGGCAAGGCUGUUAAGGAUUUGAGGCAGUUUGAGAAGAUCAUAGUGAAAAACGCAAAUGAGGUGGACUGCUGUAUGGGACACGGUGUCAACGAAGCUCCUCAGAGAGUGAUGAAAAUCAGCUCUGAGGCAGAGUUCAAUGCCAGUGCUGUGCUAAAACCUAAUGUACAUGCAAGACAAAGGACACUCAAUGGUCUGAGCAACGUAAAACGCAUCACAGUUGGUGCUAUGCCUGUUUGCCUUAAUGAUGAAGAGGAGUCUCGUUUUGCACCCAUGGAAACCAACAGUGCCCUCAGUUUUGAUAUUAUAGUGGAUGAGAAGUGCCCCUCUGCUGUUUGUAAUGGAGGUGAUUGUGCCAUUCCAGAGGUGACCGGCCAUGAUAUUGCUUCUUCUCAGUCGCCAUCUGUUUACACCGUGACAAACCAGAUUUCUGCCAUUCAGCUCACAAAAGAGGAAAGUUGUCAGGCCUCUCCUGUGGGCACACUUAACGGAGAGGAGGGCGAUGAUAACCCUGAGAUUCAAAGGCAGGGAAUGCUACUAGAUGUUGAUGAAGAGGAGCUUCCAGAUAAGCUGGAGGAUGACUUCAGUGAUGAUGAUGACUCGGAUGAUUGUGAUGUCUCCUCAACAACAUCCAUGGCUGCUUCGUCCAAUGUUGAGGAACCCAUUAGUCCUGAUGUGGAGGGAGAUUUGGUGGAGAGAUCAGCACUUGUUCCCAGUCUUUUCCCCCACAUGCCCUCCACCAUAUACUUCAGCACUGCCAAUGAAAGAGUGGAGCUGUUGCCCGCUGAACAGAUGAAGUUACUCAAAUGGAAGAUAACUACAGUCACUCCAAAUGUUGUGAAAAACACCAUUUUCAGAUCACACUUCAAAGCUACCAAAAAAAGUCAUGAUUGGCUGGGCUGCUGGGGUCACCAUAUGAAGUCACCCGGGUUUAAAGCCAUUCGAGAGUUUCAGAAGCUGAAUCACUUUCCAGGCUCCUUUCAGAUCGGCCGGAAGGACAGACUUUGGAGGAACCUGUCCAAGAUGCAGGCACGCUUUGGCAAAAGAGAAUUUGGCUUCUUCCCACGCUCCUUCAUUCUCCCACAGGAUAUCAAGCUGCUGAGGAAGGCCUGGGAUGAUGGAGGCAGCAAGCAGAAGUGGAUCGUCAAACCGCCAGCGUCUGCUCGUGGAAUUGGCAUUCAGGUCAUUCACAAGUGGAGCCAGAUGCCACGCAAGAGACCGCUGCUGGUGCAGAAGUAUCUUCACAAGCCCUACCUCAUCAGUGGGAAUAAGUUUGAUCUGCGCAUCUAUGUGUAUGUGACUUCUUAUGACCCACUCCGUAUUUACAUCUUUAACGAUGGACUGGUCCGUUUUGCAAGCUGCAAAUACUCUGCUUCUAUGAAGACCCUCAACAACAAGUUUAUGCACCUUACAAACUACAGUGUAAAUAAGAAGAACUCUGAGUAUCAGAGUAACAGUGAUGAUAAGGCCUGUCAGGGCCAUAAAUGGGCCUUGAAGGCACUGUGGCAGUACUUGGGCUCUCAGGGGAUCAACACCACACUCAUCUGGGAGAAGAUCAAAGAUAUGGUCAUCAAAACUAUCAUCGCGUCGGACCCGUAUGUGAACUCUCUGGUGAAGAUGCAUGUGCGUUCUUCCUAUAGCUGUCAUGAGCUGUUUGGCUUUGACAUCAUGUUGGAUGAAAAUCUGAAACCGUGGGUGCUGGAGGUGAACAUCUCACCCAGCUUGCAUUCAAACACACCACUGGAUGUGAGCAUUAAGGGUCAGAUGAUACGAGAUUUGCUGAACCUCGCUGGCUUUGUGUUGCCGUUGAGAGAUGACUUUGCGCCAUCUGGUUCCAGUGCCAGCAGCUCCACCAGCAGUUUAUGUGGAGGGGUGCGAGAGAAAUGGCGAUCAGACAUUUCACCUGAUGAGAAAGUAAAGAGGGCCUUUUAUCUGAGCCAGCGCUUUGGGGACCAGGAUUUCUGUGCCACAGUCCUGGAUGUGCUGACACCUGACGAUGUUCGUGUGCUGGCAGAUAGUGAGGACGAGUUGAGUCGUAAAGGAGAUUUCGAACGUGUUUUUCCCUCUCAUGCUUCCUCCCGGUACCUUCGCUUCUUUGAGCAACCGCGCUACCUCAACAUACUCCUCAACCAGUGGGAACAAAAAUACUGGCUCAGCAGGAGCAAAGGCAUCAAUCUACUGAGGGAUUUGUGUGAGAAGAGGGUGCACCUGGGAAACCUGGCGGAUUCUGUUCAUCAUUGGUCUUCCAAGUCAUAUCACGGACACAGAUCUCAGCUGACUAGAUCUGGCGUUCUUGUCAGUCAGAGAUCUGAUGCCGAAGAUGAAGACUUGUCUGAUCGUGAGCUUCAGUCAGUCACCAUGAGUCUUCCAGACAUGAGUUUGCUGAGUACCGUCAGCCUGAGCCCCAGUCCAACCUCCAGCUCCAGCCUGGCCAGCGACACCCUGCACUCUCACGAUGACCUUUGACCUCGACCCGCGUAAACCUGGACAUUCAGAGCUUCCAAAGCGUGUGUAUUCAUGCUGCAUCUCAAGAGUUGAGCAUUUCUGCUUUUAAGAUCAGAAAGCAGAUCCAACGAAUUAACUGGCCAAAUGAAUGAGCGUUAAAACCCAUAUUUUGAACAAGUAUUUUGUUGCCGGACCACACACACCGGUGUGUGUUCACAGCACGUGUGGGUGGCAGGAGGAAAGUUCUAUUUGCUUCCUGUUUGGGGUUUCGAUUGUGUUUUGGUAUGAGCCUAUUGAUACUUCUGCUUUGUUUACAUCACAUGUCUGUGUACAGUACAGGCAUCUGUUGGGCUGAUUGUUUUUAAUGUGUGGAAUGAAAUGUGAAGUUUGGAAAAGAAAUAAUAUUGUAAAAAAGAGAAAGAAAAUAAAAAGUCACUGUCUCAUGAUAUUUGCAUGCCCUUCUCCAUGGAGACAACAUGCUCAGGUUAAAGUUUUUAAAUUAAAGUUGCUGUUUGAAAUA